Topomyia yanbarensis is the source of this 4758-nucleotide messenger RNA. RefSeq lists its product as uncharacterized. Lineage: Eukaryota; Metazoa; Arthropoda; Insecta; Diptera; Culicidae. Bases 436 to 4758 code for a protein of 1440 amino acids. The transcript has 4 exons. The record is from RefSeq and is a predicted model, not a curated record.
CGCAGUGUGGACACGGCCUUACUAUGCGAACGCAACCACUGUGAACGCGGCCUAAUGCAAGCGGCGCGUCAACCGGUAUGAACUGUCAAUUGACGCGGGAAGAUGACAUGGCUUGCCAUCAGCAGUUAUUUCCGUUUGCACAAUCUUUUUUUCUUUGCAACAUCGAACGCGAUCAGACUGUUAAAUUGACUUAAACUAACUUACAGCUAGGACUUAAAACUAAAAUCACAGAUCAUUAUCACAAUAGUUUAAAGUGGAGGAAUAGUCUUCCCCGGAUUAAAAUUGAUUCGCACACCGAAAUUUCUUUAAGCUGUUUCCGCAUCAAUUUGCGACAGCUAACAAGAUUUCGGAUUUCACCUUUUGUUCUCUGAACAAAAUCUUAAAGAAAUUUCGUGGCCGGGAAAGGUAUCGAAUUGUGCCCAGCUGAAUUUCACCAUGCCAAAUACGGAUCCCAACCUCAAAACGCCCGAGCAGGGAAAAUCAUCGGAUUGUGUUUGCUGCGCCCAUCCGGAAUCGGCCGAUGAUUGCGUUCAAUGCGACCGAUGCGAUGGUUGGUGGCACAUGUCAUGUGCUCAAGUCACAUCGUCUGUUGCAGACCGGCCGUGGACAUGUAGGCAUUGUUUGCCGGUGAGUGUGUGCACUCCCACUUCCAACGCAAAGGCGGCACGGAUGAAGAUGCAGCGACUGAAAGAGCAGCAGGAAUUAGAGCAACGUCAUCUAGCAGAGAAACACCAGCUGGAGGAGGAGUUGGAAGAAACGGCUAGUAAUAGGAGCCGGAUCAGUCACAGGACGAGCCAGGAUAGAGUAAAGCAGUGGCAACAGCAGUGCAUGGAACAGGGUGCAAGCGCGCAUGGUCAGCAGAUGGAUCAACCGACAGGCGGGGCAGCAGCUUCCCCGGCCAUGCAAUUAUGCGAUCGAGAACCAACGUUGGGACAGGUGGUUAACCCAUCGGAACCAGGUCUGGUUACUCGAGAUCAGCAGCAGUAUACCGGCGCGAUGCCGAAAACACCUAAGAACCCACAAUUGGAAUUCUCCGUGCUCCCCGCAGUCCAGCCCCCCGUUCCCCCCGCAGCACCAACGUGUGGAAAUUCGUUCGACCCUCACCAAUCGGGUCUCAUCGUUCGGGAUCAGCAGCAGUAUACCGGCGCGAUCCCAAAGGCACAUCGGAGUCAACGGGGUGAAUUUCCCGUGCCCCCCGUAGUAUCAACACUGGGCAAUUUGUUCGACCCUCAACAAUCGGGUCUCACCGUUUGUGAUCAGCAGCAGUAUACCGGCGCGAUCACUCAGAGACAGCAGGUAGCAGGUUCGAGAGGUAAAGUCCAGCCCCCCGUAGCGCCAACGUGUGGAAAUUCGUUCAACCCUCACCAAUCGGGUCUCAUCGUUCGGGAUCAGCAGCUGUAUACCGGCGCGAUCCCAAAGGCACAUCGGAGUCAACAGGGUGAAUUCCUCGUGCCCCCCGUAGUAACAACCCUGGGCAAUUUGUUCGACCCUCAACAACCGGGUCUCACCGUUUGUGAUCAGCAGCAGUAUACCGGCGCGAUCACUCAGAGACAGCAGGUAGCAGGUUCGAGAGGUAAAGUCCAGCCCCCCGUUCCCCCCGUAGCACAUCAAGGUAAGCCACUGAAUUAUCCACCUACUAGUGUACCAUUACCAUCCAACUAUGGAUGCUCCCUCCAACACAUAAUGAAACAGUUCGGAACGUUGGCAGCCUCGGCCACGGUUCCAUCGAACAACAUGAAUACAGUUUUUCCCUCGACGGGAUCGAAUGUUGGCCUUGCGCCACAGGCAAAUCCAAGUAUACAUUCCGGAUUAGUAUCCGCAACUGCGGGACCGCCAAUCGUAGGCCAUACGCCACUGGCAAAUGGGACAGUUUUUCCCAAUAUGGAACUGUCAAAUGUUGGCCCUAUGCCACACGUAAAUCCGUCACUAUCUACAGGCAUAGUUCCCCCUCCGCCGGGACUGCCUGUCGUUGAACAAUACACCCCCUCCCCCUCGCAGCUAGCCGCGCGUCAAGUGAUGUCCCGCGAUCUACCUUCGUUCUCUGGCAAUCCUGUUGAUUGGCCAAUCUUCAUCAGUAGCUUUAUGAAUAGUUCGCUGGCGUGCGGUUACAAUAGUGCCGAGAAACUUUCGCGUCUUCAACGUUGCCUGAAAGGGCACGCGUACGAAUCUGUCAAAAGCAGGUUGCUGCUUCCGGAAUCAGUGCCUCAAGUGAUCGAUACUCUUCGGUUGUUAUACGGGCGACCCGGGUUAUUAAUCGGUGCAUUGUUACAAAAAGUGCGCAGUGUCCAGGCACCGAAGGCGGAGAAAUUGGAAACUAUAAUCGACUUCGGCAUGGCUGUGCGCAGCCUCUGCGACCACCUGGAAGCAGCGGGACAGCAGGAACAUCUCUCGAAUCCUACGUUGCUGAUGGAGCUGGUGGAGAAGCUACCUGUACACACCAAGAUGCAGUGGGCGGACUACAUACAACAGCACCCGGUAGUAAACCUCAAGGCGUUUGGAGAUUUUAUGCUCAAAGUCGUCACAGCCGUUUGCAGUGUGUCAAACUACACCGGCGAAAGUAACAGUAGUCAGCAGAAGCCGAGACACAAAGGAGCGGUGAACACGCAUAGCAACGAAGCAGAAUCCGUUCGUGAGGUAGUGAGCGAAAAGGAUCGAGCGUGUAUAUGCUGCAAGAAAUCAGGUCACCGUCUAGCAGAAUGCACCGCAUUUAAGGCGUAUACUGUGGACAGCCGAUGGAACUUCGUACGAGAUAAAGGUCUUUGCCGGAGUUGUCUCAACGCACAUGGGAAGAGAAGCUGCAGAAACGCGACGCUGUGCGUGAUCGAUGGAUGUACCUACCGUCAUCAUGCACUGCUACAUUCAAAUCGAUCCAAUGCAAACCAGCGACCAACCCAAGAAUUGUCUAUUGUUCAGAACCAUACACAUCGGCAAGGCAAGCAGACUUUUCUUUUCCGCAUAAUUCCUGUCGUUCUCCGUGGGCCACGAGCGACCAUUGAAACUUUCGCAUUUCUGGAUGAUGGUUCGGACUUGUCGCUCAUCGAGAACAGCCUGGUGGAGCAAUUGGGUAUCGACGGUCGGAAGACACCGUUGUGUAUGAAGUGGACCGGAAACGUCACCAGAGUUGAAUCGGAAUCGAAGCAAGUGAGAGUUUUCAUCAGGGGAGCCAAUAGCAACAAGCAGUUCACGAUCAACGACGUUCGUACUGUAAAUGAGCUUACUUUACCGGAACAGAAUCUAGAUUACGACAAGCUGGCGCGACACUACCGCCAUCUGCAAGGUCUGCCGAUCGCUAGCUACACGAAAGCGAUUCCCCGUCUGCUGAUCGGCGUUAACAAUGCGAACCUCACGGUACCGCUGCAGGCAAGAGAAGGAAAGAGAACCGAGCCUAUUGCCGUGAAAACAAGGUUAGGAUGGUGCAUAUUUGGCGGUGGUGAAAGUAGGGAUACGCAUUCGUUGAAUUAUCACGCUUGUGAAUGUGCCGGUACCGGCGACCAGGAGCUGCACAAUGCAGUGAAAGACUAUUUUUCUAUGGAGGAUGCCGGAGUUCAACCGCCAGUCGUGCUGGAAUCUGUAGAAGACACGCGAGCUAGGGAGAUUAUGGAGCGGACGACUAUCCGAGUAGGAGAACAAUUCCAAACUGGCCUACUGUGGAGGUACGACGAAAUAGAAUUCCCGGACAGCUACAACAUGGCGGUGAAGCGUUUCGAAUGUCUGGAGCGUAGGAUGCUGCGAGAUCCCGAGCUGGCAGCCAAUCUGAAGAAGCAAAUAGCGGAGUAUCAGCUGAAAGGCUAUGCGCACCGUGCAACUCAGAAGGAGCUCGCACUAGCCGAUCCUAAACGAGUGUGGUAUUUGCCGUUAGGAGUAGUUACGAACCCCCGGAAACCGGGCAAAGUCCGCCUUAUAUGGGACGCGGCAGCGAAAGUAGAUGGAAUAUCCCUAAACUCCAUGCUACUAAAAGGCCCGGAUCAGUUAUCUUCGCUUCCCGGAGUUCUGCUGCGUUUUCGUCAGUACAAGGUGGGAGUUUCGGCAGACAUCCGUGAAAUGUUCCACCAGUUGUUAAUCUGUGAACCGGAUCGUCAUUCUCAGCGCUUCUUGUUCCGGAGCGAUCCAUCAAGGCCUGUCGAAACGUACAUUAUGGACGUGGCGACCUUUGGAUCCACGUGUUCGCCAGCAUCAGCCCAGUAUGCGAAGAACAAAAACGCCGAAGAAUUCGUCGCUCGCUAUCCCCGAGCUGUCGAGGGAAUCCAGAGAAACCACUACGUGGACGACUAUCUGGAUAGCUUCGAGAGUGUGGAUGAGGCCGAAAGAGUUUCCCGCGCAGUCGGAGCAAUCCAUCAGAAAGGAGGAUUCCACCUUAGAAAUUGGUUGUCGAACAGUGCCGAAGUUCUACGUGGACUGAACGAGGAAGCUACCAACGCCAGCAAGAAUCUCUGCUUGAGUACAACGGACGGCGAUCGAGUGCUCGGCAUGCUGUGGCAGACGACCGACGAUGAGCUGCGGUUCUCGAUGAAUUUGAAGGAGGAAAUUCAACGUGUAUUAAAUGAAGACGAGCGGCCAACUAAACGACAGAUAUUGAAGUGCUUGAUGGGAAUAUUUGAUCCACUGGGGCUUCUUAGUGUGUACCUCGUGCACGGCAAGAUCCUACUUCAGGACGUGUGGCGAGCCGGACUGCAGUGGGACGAAAGGGUGCCGGAAGAAAUAUUCGAACGUUGGGCUAGGUGGACCGCUCUGUUCCCGAAGAUACUUCAGAGUGAUUGA